This is a messenger RNA of Lucilia sericata (common green bottle fly), 1499 nucleotides long. RefSeq names its product interferon-related developmental regulator 1 (gene Ifrd1). The record is from RefSeq and is a predicted model, not a curated record. Lineage: Eukaryota; Metazoa; Arthropoda; Insecta; Diptera; Calliphoridae.
AUGCCGCGUCGCAAUAAGAAAGGUGGAAAAGAUAACAAUAGUAUACACUUUAUAUUAUAUUCCAAUAUAUUUCGUCAUAUUAUCUUUAAGGACGUCCUUGGCGAUUCCAACUCAGAAGAUGAGUCAUAUAAUGAUAAUGCAUCUGUAUAUUCAUAUGUUUCGGAUAAUGCUCCCUCAUCUGUUAACGAUACCGAUGAAUUGUCUUUAAAUGAACGUUAUGAGGAAAAAUUUAUGCAAGCUUUGGAAAAUGCUACAGAAAAAUCAGCACAAACUAGAGUUUCGGCUUUGGAGAGUAUGUGCGACUUUAUGCAUCGUUAUAUGCCCGAUUGUGUUGAUGAUCGCAAGGAGACACUGAUCGACUGUAUAGAAAGAGUAUACGUCGUGGGUAAAGGCUCCGAACAGGUUUGGGGCGCUAGAUUAGCUCCUUUACUCGUCUUACAAUUGGGAGGUGAUGAGGGAAUUUCAAAGGCUUUAAAUCAAUUUUUGCUAACCACUGUCCAAGAUAAAUCGGUGUCGUUUGAUGCCCGCGCAAAAGUUGUCUGCAUGGGUUUAUUGAAUUUCUUUGGCAAUGUCGACAUUGGUGACCUAUUGACUUUGAUGCAAUUUUUCGAGGGCAUUUUUAGUGGUAGUUAUUUGAAGGGUGAUGAUAAAACACCCAUCUCUGUAAAUGCAGAUGCUGGUACAUUGCAUGCUGAGGCUUUGUCGUCAUGGGGCUUAUUAUUGACUAUGAUACCACCCGGAGAUUUUGUCUCCUGGAUGACUAGUGGUCAAUCAAUGUUGCCAUCAUUUAAAAAGCUUAUGGGUCUUUUACAAUCUCCUCAUUUGGAUGUACGCAUGGCUGCUGGUGAAACUUUAGCUUUAAUUUUAGAAUGCGGUCGUGCCCACGAUGAGGAUUUCCUAGAAGAGUACUUAAAUGAUUUAAUUGAAGCUGUCAAACAAUUGGCUACUGAUUCGCACAAAUACCGCGCCAAGCGCGAUCGUAAAGCCCAAAGAGCUACAUUCAGGGAUGUAUUGCGUUAUUUAGAGGAGGACAUUUCACCAGAAAUUACUAUACGUUUUGGUACUGAAAGCUUAGUUUUAGAUUCAUGGGCCAUACAUCAUCAGUAUUCGGCUUUGUGUGUUGUAAUGGGUCCUGGUAUGACCUCACAGUUACAAGAAAAUGAUUUUAUUCGUGAAAUAUUCGGUUUGGGUGCCAAACCUAAUCUAAACAAUGGAGCAUCCAGAGUCAAAACCUCUAAGUUAGAAAGACACUUAAUGAACGCUGCUGCCUUUAAGGCUCGCACUAUAUCAAGAGCUAAAAACCGUGAUAAACGUUCUGCAGUUUUUAACUAAAAUUAAUCAACAAUUGAAAUACCCAGUUUGUAGUUUAACUUUUCUCAACAAAUUUAACUUGUUAAAUUUUAUAUCUUACUUCUAAAACAUAGUUUUAUACAUGUGUUUAAGCUCCCUCCUUUUUUAAUUCUGAAUAUAUUUUUAUUUAAAUAUUCCUUUUUACCCAA